Messenger RNA from Alosa alosa (allis shad), 787 nucleotides. It is a transcript of the gene oxt, whose product is annotated as oxytocin. The record is from RefSeq and is a predicted model, not a curated record. Gene Ontology annotation, molecular function: neurohypophyseal hormone activity. The transcript is spliced from 4 exons. Bases 100 to 567 code for a protein of 155 amino acids. Gene Ontology annotation, cellular component: secretory granule; extracellular region. NCBI's taxonomy places the organism in Eukaryota, Metazoa, Chordata, Actinopteri, Clupeiformes, Clupeidae.
UAUAAGGGCCGCUUUUCAUAUCCAAGACCAAACACGCAUCUUCCCUCCUGAUACUACGCAAACCAGCACCUCAGAGCAACUCAACUCUCAACCUCACAAAUGAUGUCUGGAGCUCCGGGACUGGUCUUCUGCCUGCUGUGCCUCCUGUCCGUCUGCACGGCCUGCUACAUCUCCAACUGCCCCAUCGGGGGCAAGAGAGCCCUGCAGGACCUGCCCAGGAAGUGCUUGUCCUGUGGACCCGGGGACAGAGGUCGCUGCUUCGGCCCCAGCAUCUGCUGCGGGGAGGGGAUGGGCUGCUACCUGGGCUCCCCCGAGACCACGCGCUGCCUGGAGGAGAACUUCCUGCCCUCCCCCUGCGAGGCCGGUGGCCGAGCCUGCGGCUCAGAGGAGGGACGUUGCGCCGCCCCGGGCAUCUGCUGUGACUCAGAGGGCUGUGCCGUCGACCAAUCCUGUCUGGAUGCCGAUGAUGAGGACACUCCUCUUAACCAAUCGGAAAGCAGCAAGGACCUCCUGAUGAAGCUCCUUCAUAUCAGCGGGCAGACCCACCCAUUUAGACUCCACCAAUGAGCAUCGUCCGAGCUCACCAGGAAAUGUCUUAAGCAAUGAAGAUGUGUCGAGAAAACAAUGACCACAUCAGUCAAAGACUAAUCAUUCACAUGUACAUACAGACAUUUUGUACAGCAAAUAGAUAUCAAUAGAUGUAUGACAAGACAGAGAUACUGUAUUGUACUGUAAUAGUGCUUUCUGGAGUUGAAUAAACAAGAUGAAUAAAGUAAUAUGAAAAAAA